UCGAUGCACAGUAUUCCCAGUUACUCUCGAAGUAGUUUUCUUUAAAUCAAUGAUCGGUUUAUUAUAACUUCUUUCGUUAUGUUCAUAAGAAUUAUCGAUUGGAAUUUGAUUAUUUCCGGCAAUUCCGUCGCAAUUUUUUUGGGUUGUCACCUUACGAUUUCAGUCAUUUGAAAAUGAAUCCGCACAUUUUUUUAUGACUGUUAUGCACUGAUGAAUACCAGAGUUCCCAUGACCUUUCAACUCUACGACGACAUUUUUCAUAUGAUCGUAAAAAUUAUCGAAAUGAAGCGGGCGGAAUGUAUGUAUGCACAAUGUGACAUGUGGCAAAGUCUGCCUAGUCUGCCUGCAGCAAGCGCAUAUGGAAUAUGAAACUGCUGCAAGGUGAGCGGCGAACGAACAACGGCUCUGCGAUCAGCUCGAUGUCUCUGCAACAAAAUGAUCUAGCAGAUUUGAUCGAAGCCCAUUGGUUGUCCCUACCAUCUCAGGGUAACAUUUAUUCAAUGACCAAGUUGAAGUCUUCAAAUAACUCGCACAAAGUGUUGGUAGCGUCAUUGAAAAGGAAAAUUUAUUCUUGUGAAUAUCACCCGUGUCCGACUUGGUAUUUGCGACCACUGGUUAAAGAACAACUAUUCACAUAUAUUCCAAGUGGUGCAGAGAUCAUUUCGAUUGACGCUUACAAUAAACAAGACUCAGGAAAUGAACUGGUGAUCGGAGUAACUUUAAUAAAGCAGAAUAAUGAGAGUUCAGUGGAAAGAUAUCUCAAUAUUUAUACCGAAGGUGUGGGUGACGGAGAUUCGGAAGAAAGUAGUUCCAUUGAGUCAAUAGCUCAGAAUUGUUUAAUGGUUGAAUUGAAUUAUACUCCGUAUCAUCUGUAUCAUACAUUUUUGCCACCAACAGAUGCAGGCAGUGAGAUUGUUUGGCUCAUAUCGGGCGAUGACCAAAAUAUUCAUAUGAUAAGAGAAGACAAAUUGAGUCAUGGCUACGCCGAAAUAGCUAUUGAGAAAUAUUUCCCUGAGUUGGCAGAUUUGCGAGCGGUUGCUCUCAAAAUUGAUAUCUACUAUUAUGCUAAUAGCAAAAAGAGACUAACUGUCGUUGGUUGCAAAUGUGGAUUAGUUAAAGUGUCAUUGAUUGAUGUUGAAAAAUUUGUCAUCAUUAAAUGUUGGACAUUGAGGUAUGAUAGUCCGGUGUGUUCUGUGAAUAUAUUUCCAGAUAGGAUGAAAAUUCAUACACCAGAAUUUAUCAAACAUCUUGAUUCCACUAAAAACGAGAAAUCGGAUGAGAAUCCAUUUCUAAACAUUCUCAUCGUCAAUGCUCUCAAUGGAACCGUCGUAUUUACAGACGUACUUAAUCUGGGAAUGACAUCAGAUGUGACAUUGAUAAAAAUCGAGUCAACGGACUGUGUACUGUGUUCGUGCAUCGCAGACAUAAACAUGGAUGGUAAAAAUGAAAUAUUGUUGGGAACAUACGACCAAGAACUCAUCAUUUUUACUUUGCGUGGAAAUAUUUGGGAAUUGACCAACAGAAAACAAUUUGAUGCGCCAAUAUAUUCCAUCGCUUAUGUCGACCUGACGGGUGAUGGAGUAAAAGAAUUAAUCGUGAUGACUCAACAAGGUGUUCACAUAAUGCAGCACGAUCCUAAGGAAGUAAAUCGUAAAUGGAAAAAACGAUUGAAUGAUUUGCUAUCACGAAAUUUAUUAUCAACGCCAGGAACGUGAAACGUCAUUUUUCGGACGAAAUACAUAUAUGUGUGUAUAUAUAUGUAUGUAUAUAUUUAGCUUCCUCUGUGAGAAAGCAAAUAAAGAAUUUUCCUUUUUUAACGAUCAAAUAGGAGAACAUGUAUUUUUCGAUAUCUCAAACAAGUAUAUAAUAAAAUUCUAUCAAGAUUUUGGUGA
Venturia canescens is the source of this 1892-nucleotide messenger RNA. Its product is annotated as KICSTOR complex protein kaptin-like. Bases 366 to 1715 code for a protein of 449 amino acids. The record is from RefSeq and is a predicted model, not a curated record. NCBI's taxonomy places the organism in Eukaryota, Metazoa, Arthropoda, Insecta, Hymenoptera, Ichneumonidae. Gene Ontology annotation, biological process: cellular response to amino acid starvation; actin filament organization; negative regulation of TORC1 signaling. Gene Ontology annotation, cellular component: lamellipodium; KICSTOR complex; actin cytoskeleton. Gene Ontology annotation, molecular function: actin filament binding. The transcript has 8 exons.